ACGUUCCAGUGGGGCGUCAGGGGUCCUCGUGGGCAUGGGGGCGCUUUAGCUGCAGAGCCCCUUGGUCAGACGAAGUCCCUCCUGGAGACCCAGCGUUUCGGGGCUGGAAGAGGGCUUUCCCCUCCGCCCGCCCGCAGAACCCCUGGAGUCUGGCAGCGGGUGACUUGGAGAGGGUGGGUGGCGGGACCUGCCCAGACUCAGCCAGUGGCGCGGCACCAGGCUGCGGGCUCCGUGAGGACCCAGAGACUGAGGGAAACAGAGAGAGAGAGACUGAGAGGCCGAUUGGGACAGACCCAGGGACUGAGGGAACCGAGACACGCGACCUGAGGAUGGAGGGAAACCAAGAGAGACAGAUGGGGAGAGACGCAGAGCCGAGGGAAACUGAGAGACAGAUGGGGAGAGACCUGGAGGCCGAAGGACACCCAGAGACUGGGAGAAAGAGGCCGAGGGCGCCCCAGAGAGACGGAGACUGAGAUCGAGCAGGGCCUGGAGACUGGGGGAAGCCGAGAGACAACGGGGAGAGACGCAGAGCCGAGGGAAACAGAGACAGAUGGGGAGAGGCCCGGAGCCCGGGGAGCGGGACAGGGAGCCCAGGGAGGGGCGGCGGCAGAGGCCCGGCCCUGACGCCCGCCCCCCGCAGCGCCGCGGCAUGAAGGGCAAGGCGCGCAAGCUCUUCUACAAGGCCAUCGUGCGCGGCAAGGAGAUGAUCCGCAUCGGCGACUGCGCCGUCUUCCUGUCGGCCGGCCGCCCCAACCUGCCCUACAUCGGCCGCAUCCAGAGCAUGUGGGAGUCCUGGGGCAACAACAUGGUGGUCCGCGUCAAGUGGUUCUACCACCCCGAGGAGACCAGCCCCGGCAAGCAGUUCCACGAGGGCCAGCGCGCCCUGUACCAGUCCUCGCACGUGGACGAGAACGACGUGCAGACGGUGUCGCACAAGUGCCUGGUGGUGGGCCUGGACCAGUACGAGCAGAUGCUCAAGACCAAGAAGUACCAGGACAGCGAGGGCCUGUACUACCUGGCGGGCACCUACGAGCCCACCACGGGCAUGAUCUUCUCCACGGACGGCGUGCCGGUGCUCUGCUGA
Carlito syrichta (Philippine tarsier) is the source of this 1084-nucleotide messenger RNA. Its product is annotated as trinucleotide repeat-containing gene 18 protein-like. The record is from RefSeq and is a predicted model, not a curated record. Gene Ontology annotation, molecular function: chromatin binding. NCBI's taxonomy places the organism in Eukaryota, Metazoa, Chordata, Mammalia, Primates, Tarsiidae. The transcript has 2 exons. The coding region runs from base 551 to 1084 and encodes 177 amino acids.